This is a messenger RNA of Gekko japonicus, 1098 nucleotides long. RefSeq names its product NSE1 homolog, SMC5-SMC6 complex component (gene NSMCE1). Gene Ontology annotation, molecular function: ubiquitin-protein transferase activity. Gene Ontology annotation, biological process: DNA damage tolerance; double-strand break repair via homologous recombination. The record is from RefSeq and is a predicted model, not a curated record. Bases 76 to 879 code for a protein of 267 amino acids. Gene Ontology annotation, cellular component: Smc5-Smc6 complex; nucleus. Lineage: Eukaryota; Metazoa; Chordata; Lepidosauria; Squamata; Gekkonidae. The transcript has 7 exons.
CUGCUUCAUGGGCCUCGUUCUCAUUUCUAGUUCCCUGCCACCAGGAGGACUGCAGUUCCCGUGGCCAGAGCCACGAUGGCCGCUCAAAUGACGGAUGCCCACCGCCACUUCCUGCAGGCCCUGAUGUCCCUGGGCGUGGUGGAGAGCCCGCAGGCCCUCGCACUCCACCGGCAGUGCUGUGAGCUGCAUAAAGUCCACUAUGCUGCUGACAAACUGGACGACUUCAUCAGCGUGGCCAACCUUCAGCUGCAGCCCCUCUUCCUGGAGAUCCGGAGAGGCAUGGCGGAGGAGACCGGCAGGACGUGCUACGCCUUGGUAAAUCUGGCGGAAUCGGAAGUCACCCGAAUGGCAAGUGACUACUCCGAAACGGAGCUAGAGCUGUUCAAGAAAACGAUGGACCUGAUCGUCCUGUCCGAAAAUGGUUUUGCGUCUUCCACGGAGAUCUUGAACUUGGCCGACCAGCUGAAGCCCAAAAAGAUGAAGAAGAGGGAAGCGGAGCAGGUGCUGCAGCGCUUGGUCGAGGACAAGUGGCUGUCCGAGAAAGAGGGCGAGUUCACGCUGCACCCCCGCUGCAUCCUGGAACUGGAGCAGUACAUCCUCAGCCACUACCCGGACACGGCCCGCAAGUGCCACAUCUGCCACGCCCUGGUUGUUCAGAGCCAGGUCUGUGCAGACUGUGGGAUCGCCAUGCACGCCCCGUGCCUAGCCAGGUACUUCCGAGGGAAGGCAGAGCCUCGGUGCCCGCGCUGCAAACAGUUCUGGCCUCCCGGGACCUCAGCCGUGAGCCAGCCGCCUGCUCCGUCGUCCUCCAGCACCCUGAGGGAGGGCAGAAGGGCCUCCUCCUCCUCCUCCUCCGUGGGACCCCGGCGGCGGCGGUAGAGAUGCUGCUGGGCAAGGCGGACGGGUCCUCCCAGCCGUCACAGCGCAGGAAAGAGCGGCCUCAAUGCCCCCCCCCCACACACACACACACUGGGCUGCUGGAAUCGGCGGCGUUUCUGGAAUUAAAUGUCUCGCUGUCUUUUCCUCAAGGAUUGUUUUGUCCCUUCACUGAUGCCCGUCGGAGGGGCUCCGGGUCACAAGCUGAGCGCCCCCCCCCCC